Molecule: messenger RNA, 1824 nt
Organism: Dentiscutata heterogama
Lineage: Eukaryota; Fungi; Glomeromycota; Glomeromycetes; Diversisporales; Gigasporaceae
Source: the annotation of a GenBank genome assembly
AUGAUUCAAUUUUAUUCAAAACUUAAUAUAUACUUUAUACUCUUUGUGGCACUACUAGCGAUCAUUUUGCCAUCUUCAGAAUCACAAAAGACUGAUCCCAAAAUUCAAUGCCAGGGAGUAUCUAAAGCAUCCGAUAAAAAUGAAUUAAUUGAAUAUGAUGUUGCUAAGAAAUGUAUUGAGAGCUUUCCUUUUGAUGCUAAAUUCGCUAAAGAUACGAUUGAUGCUACAUUACACUUCGUGUCAAAUUACUAUGCUUUUCUUGACCAGGCUAAUGAAGAACCACCAAAGGGAUUUACUUAUCAACCUGUAAACAUAAUAAAAGAAUUAGAGUCGUUAUAUAAUAAACCUUUUAAAUCAGAUUACGAUUUUACGGCUGCCCUAAGAAAUACUAUUUUCAAAUUAAAAGAUGGCCAUACAAGAAUUCUUAAUAUUUGCUAUCAGAAUUUCGUUUAUGAUCAAAACUUAACUUUAUACUCUGUAGUUACGACCGAUAAAGAAAAAAAUAAAAAACAGGUUUUCGAUGAUAAAUCAGACCCAUCAAAUAAUGACUGUGAAGUUACCGAAAUUGAUGGAAAACCUGCAUUACAAGCAAUAAUUGUAUUUGCAAAUAAUAGUAUUUCAUAUUUAAAAGAUCUGGGAGUCCGAUUCAACAUGGCUUUGGCUCCUAGUAUAGGAUUUUUUUCACAACAAUUUACUUUGCGAGAAGAUUUUCCUGAAACUCCUAGUAUUACAUAUAAUUUAACUUGUCCAAACAAAUCUUUUAAAUUUGAAAGAAAAUGGGCUAUUACAUACGAUAGUGCUUUUGAAAACUUUUGCUUACAAGAUAUUUCUAGUUCAAGUAGUAAAGUUACAGCAUUAAAGUCAACAUCGGCAUCAAGUAGUAAAGUUACACCAUUAAAGUCAAGAUCAGCAUCAAGGAAUAAAAAUAAUAAAAAGUCAAAUAUUAAACAUGCGAAAUUAGUAACUGAAGAUUUUUACUUAGUAAAUAAUGGAACAGUUGGUGUCGCAGUAAUUACUGAGGAAAACGAAAAAUCUACUAUAUACGCUCUAGCAGAUGGUCUUGAUAAAUUAAAUAAACUAGGUGCAAAAAAGCUUAUUUUAGAUAUGUCAAAUAAUAUCGGUGGAGACAUUCCUGUAGCCAUAUUUACGAUUUUAUUACUAUUUCGAUCACAACAACAACCAUACCUUUUUCCAACAAGCAUAAAAAUUAAUGAUUUUACUAUUCCAGCAAUAGAAAAGAAAUUUAAGACACAUUCUAGUGAUUUUGAUGCUUAUAAUCCAUAUUCUUAUUUGUCAUUUCCUUCUGGUGAACCCUUUAAGAAUGCUAGUGAUUUCAUAGGUCCUCGAAAAAAUCUAACUUCUAGCUUGCGCCUUGAUAUUUUAACACCUAAUGAUAAGCAAUUACUCAACAAUACAUCCUCUUUUCCAUGGACUAGUGAAGAAAUCAUCAUCAUAACUAAUGGAUUUUGUAUAUCAGCAUGUGCAUUAAUAACUUCAUUUCUUUCUGAAUUUCAUAAUGUAAAAACAAUUUCCGUUGGUGGGUUUCUUGACACACCGAUGUCAUUUUCCACUUUUCCUGGUGGCUUUGCUACAUCAGUUAAUGUGAUUGCAGAAUCAGCUGGUGAUCCGAAAUUUACUGAUCUUCCGAAGGAAAUAAACUCACUUCUUCUUACUUUUAGUAAAUCUCAUGAUUUUGACAAAAAAAGUAAUAUCACAACAGGUAUAUUAGAAUAUUUAUUUAAACCUGCUGAUUACAGACUUUACUAUAAUGAAAGUAAUGCUAGGGAUCCUAGCUUCUUAUGGAUUGAUGUGCUAAUAUUUUAA